This is a messenger RNA of Debaryomyces fabryi, 183 nucleotides long. RefSeq lists its product as uncharacterized. The transcript has a single exon. The coding region runs from base 1 to 183 and encodes 60 amino acids. NCBI's taxonomy places the organism in Eukaryota, Fungi, Ascomycota, Pichiomycetes, Serinales, Debaryomycetaceae. The record is from RefSeq and is a predicted model, not a curated record.
AUGACCAAUCCUGUUCCGAACAAGCCCACUACUAUGACUUCCUUUGUUCCUCCUCAUACAACUUCAUCCGCUGUCGCACGUCCUCCAACUGUCGAAACUUUCGAAGAUGCUGCAAUCCGCGGAGACCCGUUAUCAGCUGCUAUUUUAUCGGCCAUUUUUUCAGUUAUAUUAUCUAUAUUCUAA